Molecule: messenger RNA, 1460 nt
Organism: Papaver somniferum (opium poppy)
Lineage: Eukaryota; Viridiplantae; Streptophyta; Magnoliopsida; Ranunculales; Papaveraceae
Product: protein RICE SALT SENSITIVE 3-like
Exons: 6
Coding region: 157-1197 (346 amino acids)
Source: RefSeq, a predicted model, not a curated record
GAGAGUAUAAAUGCAUGUUUCCCGACUUGGUGAUCUUUACACUGAGAAGAUAUGUUGUUGGGGUCUUUCCUUCUAUGGUAGUAAACAAGUAGAGCUAGUCUUUGUUGGUUUCUGUACCUACUGCCUACUGGCUAGGAGGAGGGUAGAUAAGAUAAUAUGGAAGAAUAUGCUAACCCACUGUCUGUCACUCAUCUCCUUCAACACACUUUAAGAAGUUUAUGCAUGCAUGAAAAUUCUCAAUGGGUUUAUGCUGUCUUUUGGAGAAUUCUGCCAAGAAAUUACCCACCACCCAAAUGGGAUAUCCAAGGAGGAGGUUAUGAAAGGUCAAGAGGAAAUAGGAGGAACUGGAUACUAGCAUGGGAAGAUGGGUUUUGUAACUUUGCUGCUUCAGUGGCAUCUCAGAAUGACUUCGGCGAAUGCAUUGACCCAUCGUUGAUUUAUGGCAAUGGAGAAUUCCGGCAGCUUAAAGGCCUACAACCUGAGCUAUUUUUCAAAAUGUCUCAUGAAAUUUAUAGCUAUGGAGAAGGUUUGAUAGGAAAAGUUGCUGCUGAUCAUAGCCAUAAGUAUAUACAUAAGGAACACAAUGAACAAGAGCUUAACAUCUCAUCUGCAUGGCAUAACCAAGGAGACUCACAUCCAAGAACUUGGGAAGCCCAGUUUCAGUCUGGUUUAAUGACUAUAGCUCUGGUUGCUGUCAGAGAAGGAGUUGUUCAGUUAGGAUCACUUCACAAGGUUGUGGAAGAUUUGAACUUCAUUGUUCCACUUCAAAAGCAGUUCAAUUAUCUUGAAAGUAUUCCUGGUGUACUUUUACCACAUCCAUCAUCUAAUGCACUACCUGUGAAUCGUUUUAUGGCGCCGGAGACUUGGCCUGUCCUUGCAAUGAAUAAUACUAGUAUUGCGCCAGUACCACCGACGGCCUUAGAGUUCUACAAUGAUCAAUACAGCACUCAACCAGUUAAGAUAACUCCAUCAAUGAGUAGCUUAGAAGCACUUCUCUCUAAGCUCCCAUCAGUUGUUCCUGCGCAAUCCUUUCCAUCGCCAGGAUACUACGAUUCCCCACUGCCACAGUUUGUACAGUUACAGAAGCCUCCUUCAUUCAUGGAAACAAAGAAAUUGGCUAAAGAGGAGAUGUAUGAUUACGGUCAUGAUCAUAACAAUUUUACUUCAGUGCCUUGCCAUCAAAACAACACUGAAUGAAUCAUAAUUAGUCCUUGACAAAUGCGAUUCGGGUUAAAUGAUCGGAUACUUCAAAUUGGUGGCUUAAUUAUAUCUAACUCUUUACAGCUAGUUUUAUACUAGUAGUAUUAGUAAUUUGAGUGUCUUGUUUUUAAUCUCCUCCCUAUCCAUCCUGUAUGUUAACGUCAUUGCAGUACGUUAAGAUGUCAUAUUAAAUACAAGAAAUCUUAGGCUCUGUAUUCGAAGGAAAUCAGAGUGUUUGAAAAUUUUAAAUUAAAGUAACU